Molecule: messenger RNA, 1285 nt
Organism: Triticum aestivum (bread wheat)
Lineage: Eukaryota; Viridiplantae; Streptophyta; Magnoliopsida; Poales; Poaceae
Product: putative cyclin-dependent kinase F-2
Exons: 1
Coding region: 147-1100 (317 amino acids)
Biological process (GO): protein phosphorylation; regulation of mitotic cell cycle
Cellular component (GO): nucleus
Molecular function (GO): ATP binding; protein serine/threonine kinase activity
Source: RefSeq, a predicted model, not a curated record
AUCCUCCUCAUCCUCGAUCCUUAUCCUCCUCAAUCCUCAUCCUCGAUCGCUCCUCUCAUCCACCUCGAUCUCCUCUGCUCCCGACGCACACGAAUCCCCGCCCUUCUGCCCUGAUCUGCUCUCGGCGCGCGUUCUAAGCUCAGAUCAUGCCGACGGCCAUCCGCAAGCGCCCGGCGGCGGGACAAGAACCGCGCGUCCAUGGCGGCAAGAAGCCCCGAUACGCGUUCGGGAGCAUCACCGACUACGAGAAGCUUGAGGUGCUCGGAGAAGGCACCUACGGCGAGGUGUUCAAGGCGCGCGACCGCCGCACCGGCAAGAAGGUCGCCGUGAAGUGGGUCCGCGGCAACGGGGCCGGCGGACACGGCCCGCCCGACAUCCGCGCGAUCACCCGCGAGGCCGGCUGCCUCGGCGCGUGCCGGGGUCACGAGUCGAUUAUCGAGAUCUUGGAUGUGGCGACGGAUGCCGAGACAGGGGACGUGUUCCUCGUCAUGGAGCUCGUCGCCGACGGCCGCACCCUCCGCGAGUCGCUCUGGAGGCCUGUAUCCGAGGACGUGACCCGCGUGAUGAUGGAUCAGCUCCUGGAUGCGGCGAAGAAGAUACAUGGAGCCGGCCUCAUCCAUCGGGACUUCAAGCCGGAGAACGUCAUGGUCGGCUUCUUCGGCGGGCUCAAGGUCGGUGACUUUGGGUCGGCGAUUCGGGCGAAGCCGGCCGGAGUGCCCUAUGAGGAGUGCUGUGUCGGCACCCUGAUUUACACAUCGCCGGAGCAGCUGGAAGGCAACCGGUACUACGGCCAGGCCGUGGACAUGUGGGCGCUUGGGUGCAUCAUGGCGGAGAUGUUGGCCGGCGGGACCCUCUUCGUGGCGGAGACAGAGGAGGAGCUGCUUGCCGAGAUCUACAAGCUGCGAGACCAGAUCACUUCUACGGGGAAGCUGGAUUUGGAGUUCUUGGAGGAGCUUUCAGAAGCCGGGCGUGAGGUCCUGACCGGCCUGCUUGCCUUCAACCCUGACGAGAGGAUCACGGCGGCAGAAGCGCUCGAGCACCGGUGGUUCAGCAAGCCCAAGGCAGCAGAGCACCCUGGCUUUGUGACGUUGAUGAGUUAAUUAGCUUGAUCUAGCAACUGAUAGAUGCAGUGCCACUGAGUUAGCUUAAUUACUGUGUUAUUAUGUACUGUAGUAAUUAGUUGCAGGAACCUUAGUUUAUGGGUUCCUCGCCAUGUAAUCUUGUGAUUCAGUUACUGUAGCAUGGAAAUUACAUUACAUGAUGGAGCUAAAGUUUGAACGUUUCU